AUGGCGCCACCGGCCGUUGUUAGCACGUCGAAGCCCGGCGCAAUCAACUCGGCUGGGGAGCAGAAGAUGGCGCAGGCAACCUCGGUCAUAAUCCCUCUUCUCGAACUAGGCGCACUGGGUUACGAGACCUAUGUGUUGACGUACCUGAUAUGCGUCCAGUACCUCAUCAGCCCCCCAGAUAGUCUUCAAAGAGACUACGCCCUCCAGCCGCGACGUUCCACCGGUAUCGCCCUCAUCGUCGUUUACGCCAUCCUCCUCUUCUUCCUGCUCGUCGCAUGGCUGCGCCUCCUACAGAUGAUAUGGUCCAAGCCGGAUUUAGUUCCGCUGGGAGAUAAGAGGCAAGAGAAGGAGGGAGCUAGUACAAAGGGCUUCGCAUUUGACCAGUACGAUGCAUACCUGUGCGACUACCAGGGGGUGCCCAACUGGUGUGGGAGGUGCCACAACUGGAAGCCAGACCGGACACACCACUGCAAAGAGCUGGGGCGCUGUGUUAGAAAGAUGGAUCACUACUGCCCGUGGGCGGGAGGCAUCAUAGCCGAGUCAACUCAUAAGUAUUUUAUGCAGUUCGUCUUCUAUGCGGCCUUGUAUACAACCUUUACUUGGAUCGUGAUAGCCAUCUUCUUUGCAGAGCGCAGCAACAAGAUGGGCUCAAAACCUGGCACCUGGAUUGGCGCCCUCGUAACCGCCGUCCUGUUUUGUAUCUUCACAUUCACCAUGACCUGUAUGACGGGCUGGAAUCUAAUGAUCAACUACACCUCGGUCGAAGGCAUUCAACGCGGCGGCAUCCACAACAUCGCCUUCCUCAUCUCUGACUCACCACAAGACUCCACACCUACGUCGUCGACCAGGCACAAAUCGGACGCCCAAGCCGAAGAGGACUGGCCUAUCCUCACCACCGUCACUCGCCCAUCUGGCCGCUCAUAUGUCGUCAUGCAAACCAGAACCAUGGAGCACCCGUGGUAUACAACACUCAUGAAAGGCUGGAAGGACACCAUGGGUAACAACAUCAUCGACUGGUUUCUCCCCUUCCGGCAAAGCCCCUGUAAGCAGCGAAGCCACCAGGGAGAGUUCGAAUGGGGGGAGGUUGUCUACGACAUGGCGCGCAUGUAUGAGAAGAAGACUGGGGUGAGGCUUGCACUGCUUGAGGGGAGUCAAAGAUGAUAUUCAUUACAUAAUUAUUCCUGCAUUUCCAUUUUGAAGGUAGUCGUCGGGAAGGGCGUUUUUGGGACUUUAUCUUGGAUGUGAUACCCGUGCAUAUUGUACUGUAAUUAAUCGUCUGGAGGAUGAUCAAGUUGAAUACUGGGAGAAGGGAAAAGUAUACGUAUAGUUAGUGCGCACUCGCUAUAAAUUGAUGCGCGUUGCCUGAUUUUCA
Molecule: messenger RNA, 1372 nt
Organism: Pyrenophora tritici-repentis Pt-1C-BFP
Lineage: Eukaryota; Fungi; Ascomycota; Dothideomycetes; Pleosporales; Pleosporaceae
Product: protein containing DHHC-type Zn finger
Biological process (GO): peptidyl-L-cysteine S-palmitoylation; protein targeting to membrane
Cellular component (GO): endoplasmic reticulum; Golgi apparatus
Molecular function (GO): protein-cysteine S-palmitoyltransferase activity
Source: RefSeq, a predicted model, not a curated record